Molecule: messenger RNA, 1603 nt
Organism: Fomitiporia mediterranea MF3/22
Lineage: Eukaryota; Fungi; Basidiomycota; Agaricomycetes; Hymenochaetales; Hymenochaetaceae
Exons: 2
Coding region: 1-1488 (495 amino acids)
Molecular function (GO): N-acetyltransferase activity
Source: RefSeq, a predicted model, not a curated record
AUGGCAAGUGAUAAGGUGUACAGGCCAGCCGGCUUUCUUGAAAGCUUUCACAUAGCGCGUCAAGACCUUAAGCUCGACUCUAGUGUCAUCGUCGCUGGCCGAUUCGUAAAUGCUUCCGAUGAACACACGCGUUUGACAAAGGAACAAGUGUACCUGGCGAUUCUUCAUGCACUGCGUACACAUGCUGCACUUUCUGUGAGGGCCGUACCGAGCUCAGGAAAAGCUACGAAUGGAAAGACAAAGGCUGUAUACGCACUGGAGAGAUUGGAGACCCUCAAUUUAGAAAAUGCUGUUCGUUUCUUAGACGAGGAGGAACAGGAUCUUGCAAAGAUCAUGCAGGACGAGUUCACCCGGCCUCACCGUUCAGAUGGUGGUCCCAACACGCCAUUGUGGCGACUAACUAUCACUUCUCGGAAUACCGUCCUUUUCGCAUGGCAUCACUGUAUUGGCGAUGGACAGAGCGGCGUCGCGUUCCUCCGUACUUUCCUCGAAGGUCUCAAUGCCUCUGAAGAUGUUCCUGCUGACUUUGAUUGGAGAGUCGUGAAGACACCAACAACCCUCAAUCUGAUACCACCACUUGAAACGCUUACGGACCUCUCCGUGUCAUUACGUACCCUUAUAUCUAGCAUCGCAGGACUCAUCAUCCCUGCCUCCUGGACGAGGGCACGACGCACAUGGACAGGAACACCUGUCUCCUCUGCACCAUGCCCGUUCCACACGCGUGCGCGCGUUCUCACCGUCCUUCCGGAAAACAGUGCGUGCAUGCUAACUACCGCAAGGGAACACGGAACAACACUUACAGCGGUACUCUAUAUGCUCUCUGUUGAAGUGCUCGCAAGAUUAGUUUCCUCAGAUAAGCGAAAUGCGAAGUAUACCCGUCUCCAAUGCAGUGUUCCCAUAUCGCUCCGUCCACUUGCAAAUCAACCACUUACUGUUAUGGGAGAAUUUGUCUCUGUAUAUCAUGCUUCAGAGCGUGUCUCCUCCUUCCCUUCCUCGAAACCCAUCGCCAAAUCAAAUUCGAAGGGGGAAAGGGACACGAUCAAAGAGAUCAACUUCGACUGGCAACGCGCUGCGUCGUUCUCCAAGAAACUUCACGCCGCAGUGCCCAAAACACGUGAAACCGUUGGUUCAAUGAAAUACCUCUUUGGGAACUACGAAGGCUUCUUCAGAAACAAACUUGGGAAGAAACGCGCCGUGAGCUUGGAGCUUUCUAACGUUGGUGCCUUCAAAUUGGAAGCACCCUCGGAUGGGGAAGCUCAGGCAGGGUGGACCAUUACAGAGGCGUAUUUCGCUCAGGAUGAUUGCGUGGCUGGGCCAGCAAUUACACUCAACCCAAUUGGAUCUCCAUCUGGAAGCGUCAAUAUUACUAUAACGUGGGGAGAAGGCGUCAUUGAGGACGAGUUCGCGGAGGCGUUCGUACGUGAGCUUGGUAAUGCAAUUGAGAAAUUUAAUUCUCUGUUGACAAGUAUGAAUGCGAAAUCUCCUUAACUUGAUGUUCUUUCUGAAACAUAACUCAUUUGAUUUACUUCUUUUUUAUCUACGUUUUUUGGAUCACGACAAUGCUGUAGUUUGGACAUCUAGACUCAACUAUGAAUAACGAAUU